Messenger RNA from Penicillium argentinense, 1335 nucleotides. Its product is annotated as serine/threonine-protein phosphatase. Gene Ontology annotation, molecular function: protein serine/threonine phosphatase activity. Gene Ontology annotation, biological process: double-strand break repair via homologous recombination; peptidyl-serine dephosphorylation. Bases 1 to 1335 code for a protein of 444 amino acids. The transcript is spliced from 3 exons. Gene Ontology annotation, cellular component: cytoplasm; nucleus. Lineage: Eukaryota; Fungi; Ascomycota; Eurotiomycetes; Eurotiales; Aspergillaceae. The record is from RefSeq and is a predicted model, not a curated record.
AUGAGUAGUGACCUUGACCGGGCGAUCGAGCAGCUGCGGGCCUGCCGCCUGAUCCCCGAAUCCCAAGUUCGCGAACUCUGCUACAAGGCGCGCGAGCUCUUGAUUGAAGAGGGCAAUGUCGUGUCCGUGGAUGCGCCGGUCACCAUCUGCGGUGAUAUCCAUGGCCAAUUUCACGAUCUGAUGGAGCUGUUCCGCGUUGGCGGCGACGUUCCGGACACUAACUACCUCUUCAUGGGCGACUUCGUUGAUCGCGGUUUCUAUUCACUCGAAUCUUUCCUCCUCCUCUUAUGCCUCAAAGUCCGGUAUCCCGAUCGCAUCACUCUCAUCCGUGGCAACCAUGAGUCGCGACAAAUCACGACCGUGUACGGGUUCUACGAUGAAUGUAUUCGCAAAUAUGGUAGCGCCAAUGUUUGGCGCUACUGCUGCGAAGUCUUCGAUUAUCUGGCCUUGGGCGCGAUCGUGCUAGGCGCCAGCUCGGAGCUGGAACCCACAUCUUCACCCGCAAAUGAUACAACGCAAUCUACUAUGCCUAUCGAAGACAGCGAGUUGGAGACAGAGGUGCUCAAUUCGCGAGGCGAAGUCACGAUGAGUACCUACCGUCAGCGACAGCGCGCGUCUUCCAAUAAUUCCACAGACUCCCGAAACAUUUCACCACCACGAGAUAUUGGGGCCGCUCCAGGCCAAGCUGGUGCGCCUGCACGCUCUGGCGCACCGGGCACAGGGGCUGGCGGAGACAGCAAUGGCAGCGCGCCGACCAGCCGAACAGGCGCUGUUCUCUGUGUCCACGGUGGACUGUCGCCGCUCAUUGACUCUGUCGACAAAAUUCGACUCAUCGAUCGCAAACAAGAAGUUCCUCACGAAGGAGCCAUGUGCGAUUUACUCUGGUCCGACCCAGACGAAAUUGAAGGCUGGGGCCUAAGCCCACGAGGCGCCGGUUUCCUCUUCGGUGGUGAUAUCGUGAAGCAAUUCAACCAUCUGAAUGGCCUCUCGCUGGUCGCACGUGCCCAUCAGCUUGUUAUGGAGGGCUACAAGGAGAUGUUUGACGGUGGAAUUGUGACCGUCUGGUCUGCUCCGAACUACUGCUACCGAUGCGGCAAUGUAGCUGCUAUUUUAGAGCUAGGUGAGGAUGCUAGCAAUGGUGGCACCGUCGCCCGCAGUAAUGGAGACUACGGGCGUAGCAAUGGAGUUUUGGACAUGGGUUCGAAUGUCGUCAGCCCGGGCCGGAGAUACCGUGUGUUCGAGGCCGCUGCCCAGGACACAAGGGGCAUGCCCGCAAAGAAGCCAGUCGCCGAUUAUUUCCUGUUCUAUUCCAAGGCCUUCUCUUUUCCUGUGUAA